CUCCGCGCGCACGCCCCGGCCGCCUGAAACGCCCUCGCUGGGCCAGCGAAACAUCGGUGCCAUUCGACAGGCCCUGCCAGCGCUGCCAUUCACUCGCCGCCGCCGUGUGCGUGCGCCCAAUGCGAAACCUGCUCUGUAACCCGCCAUACAUCAUCAUCUACUCAUCACCUCUUCGUGCCCGCCAUCUUCAUGCUGCACCCGCCCAGUACGGUCACGUCUGUUAUGCGCCUGCAUGUCCCCUCCCCUUGCGGCCUCUCUCCCUGCUCCGAUCGGACAUUCGCCUGUCCCAAUGCGAACCUCAUGCCCGCCGAGAGAGGAGAAAAGGGGUGCUCGUUGUUUGAUAGUCGUGUAUGCAUGCGCCUGUGUGUCCACUCCUUCCCAUGUCCAUGUCCUUGCCCUCCUCCCUUGCCUGUCCACUCCGGCUUCCUUCGUCCCCUCUUCGGCUUUGUGCGGUCUGUCUUCUUUUUUUCCUUCUGGAAACUUACCGCUUCUUCUGCAUUGACCCGCCCAAAUCCUCCCUCUGUCCUCUUGGCUCUUUGCUUUGCGUGCGAAUCCAACACAAAUCCAACCCAGCCUUGUGCCUGUCUGUGACACCUGCCCGGUUGCAGUCAAGAUGAAUCGCCGGGCACGGACUGUUGCUGCUUGCCACGUGCAGCCUAUAAACGGCAAAGCGCCUCGUGUCCCCUAGUGCCCCAUCCCCGCUUACGCCCUGCACAUAAUAAUAACCUCCUCUGCUAUUAUUAUUAUUAUUAUUAUUAUCGUCACUCGAUAGCAUGGCAAUUGCCACAGCAUGUCAAUGUGGAUGAUUUGCUUUUAUCAAAUUGCCAAUCUUCCAAGCCGCCGAACCGCCACCAUGCUCGUAACAUGCACUCGUUCUCGCCUACCCCCACAAGCCUCAAGUCACCAUCGAGUCCCCAGACACGCGACCACGCAGUCCGUAAGGGCCGAGUGCCUCAAUUCGCCCAGCUAACCUGUGAAAAGCAAAUACAACAGAAGAUCCGCACACGGCCCUUCCUCGUCUUCUUGUCCUGGAUCGAGACUGCUCGCCCUACCGCGCUCUUUAGGGAAGGAGAACUCGCGCUACACCCGCACGCAAACGCCCACCACCGACCCUUCACAUGUUCGUUCCCUCGCUGGUGACACUCGGACCUGUGAAACCUUCGCACUGCACUGACGUCCGCUUGUACAUGAACUUUUCUGGCUGCCAAUCUCGACGCUCAUUUUCCUUUUCCAUCCCCCGCUCUCUUAUUCCUUCUCCGCUCGGACUACCCAUGUAUAAUUUCCAUUCCUGUUCUCUUGUUGUAGCAAAUUCGUUGCAGCGUAAUGCCGUUGAGUUGGUCACUCCGUACGUGCACCCACAAAACCAGCCCACACCCGCGAGGAAAUUACAUGUCCUCAUUUUUGCCACUCCGGUCCACAUCGUUUCUGCUCCACGCACAAGUGACCGCCUACAUGCGCUGGCAUGAACAAUCGUGGGAAUUACUUGUUCAUGAGACAGGCCUUUUGACAGUUCACACAGGGCAUAAAACGUGCGUUCCGUCUCGUGCGAGCCAACAUACGCACACACCUAUGCCAUACUUAGUAUUACAUACGUACGUGUGGAUGGUAUAAGGAUGGCCAUCAUACCACCACUGCCUUGGCUCUCCGUGCAAAUCCCCUAAACACAUUCCAACACUCUUAUGCCGUUUGUUUCAUCUGGUUGCUACACCAACGUACAGUUCAACAACCAUUCAAUCAUCUUGUUUCGCUUCCUCUAAACUUUAACUCUUGCAAUCUUAUCUGCACUGGAUAGUUGUACACUUUUCCCCAAUCCUGUUCACCCGUACAAGCAGCCAAGUAUGCGUAUCCAUAUCCAUACAUAACCAUCAUGGCGCCCGUCCCUCAAGCCCCCACCCACACUCGAGAACCAUGAACUCUGCAUAUGGUAAUUCCUUUGCGCAAAAAGGUACCCUCCAUACCCUAAACAAUCAUUAAUUGGUCCCGUUGUUUCCCCAACAACCAACCAGCCAUGUACAACAAAUCCCCAGAUAAUCCAUAGCACACUGUCCUGUAUAAACAACACAAUCUAGAUCCGCUCCCCCCUUCUUCCCUCUUCAUGCAUAAGAGACCAGGGCUCGCAUGGAAACAUGUAGAGCUGCUAUACUCGCCCAACCA
This is a messenger RNA of Periconia digitata, 2154 nucleotides long. The record is from the annotation of a GenBank genome assembly. Lineage: Eukaryota; Fungi; Ascomycota; Dothideomycetes; Pleosporales; Periconiaceae.